GCAAUACUGCUAAUCGCAGGCGCUUCUGCGAUGACUCACAUGGGCGCUACGCUCAUCCUGUGUUAACGUUCAUACGCGCGGCUUCGAGAUCCCAAUGGGUACUAGAAGGAUAACUAAUUGUUAGCUCUUCAUGCAGUGUUACUGACCACUAGUACGUUUGACAAUUCGUCGAAUAGCCCUCCAAAUACUUGAAUCCUGGUGUCGAGAAGAAGCGCGAGAUGACGAACAAAGAACCUCCGAAGAUCGAGGCUCAGCGUACUUUCCCUCCUCUUGACGAAAGUCUCUAUGACUUGCGGCCCCAAGACGCUGCAUUUUACAAGAAGCUGACUGGAAUUGAAGAUGACGCAGCUCUGAAGCAGCAUAUAUUGGAUGUUCAAGCGAAAGCAUACAAGGUUGCCCCUUAUGGGUGCAUCUAUCUUUUCUUCUUUACCAGGUAUUUUAUUUUCACGUUUGUGCUGAGUUUAUACACAAAUGACGAGCUCUUUAGACGCAAACUGUCGGGGCUACCUGCUUAUCAGCAAGUCUUGCGCCUCGGACGUGAAUGCAAGAACCCAAUUUUCCUUGACAUCGGCUGCUGCUUUGGCAAUGAUAUCAGGGAAGCGGUUCUCGAUGGUUUCCCUGUAGCCCGGACGAUCGGAAUGGACCUUCAUCAAGAACUCUGGAAUCUGGGGCAUGAUCUCUUCAAGUCAUCUCCCGAGACCUUUCCAGCUCACUUUGUAGGCGGUGACGCUUUCGACCCGGAAAUCCUCGCCGUAGCUCCACCUGCGUCCAUGCAGACAGCAAGAGCUCCAACUCCCGACCUCAGCAACCUCACUUCGUUAAACCCUUUACACGGAUGUGUUUCCGCAAUCCAUGCGACAGCCUUCUUCCACCUGUUUAAAGAAGAUCAGCAGCUGCAUAUGGCCCGCGCUCUUGCUGGCCUGCUCUCUGCUGAACCAGGCUCUGUCAUUCUCGGAGCGCACACGGGUGCUCAAGAGAAGGGUGUCGUGAAUCAAGUAUAUAGAGGCGUUGAAAUUGACAUGUUCGCCCACAGCGCCAAGAGCUGGACUGCCAUGUGGGAUGGCGAAGUAUUCGAGAAGGGGACCGUCAAGGUAGAAGCACAGUUCAGGGAGGUGCACGGAGUUACCAUGGGAGGUGAUGAACGCUACCCGAUGUUGUUCUGGUCUGUGACCAGACUGUGAGCAUUUUCUUGCCUGUGAAAUAGAUUUAUCGGAUGAUUCGAAAAGAUACUUGUUAAACAAUCU
Suillus clintonianus is the source of this 1244-nucleotide messenger RNA. RefSeq lists its product as uncharacterized. Lineage: Eukaryota; Fungi; Basidiomycota; Agaricomycetes; Boletales; Suillaceae. The coding region runs from base 219 to 1181 and encodes 320 amino acids. The record is from RefSeq and is a predicted model, not a curated record. The transcript is spliced from 5 exons.